AUGGCAGGACGUGGAACCCGCCGCCACUCUCCCAACCACCCGCUCUCCAUCGUGCUACUUUUCACUCCUUACCCGCCUUCCGCCUUUCGCCGUGCCCCCCCUCUCCGCUCUGAUUUCAUGAGAGAGCGGCUGAUCUGCCGAGUCGCCCCACCCCUGAGUUGGGAAGUUAAAUACGCACGCCUCUUUGACACUUAUCAUCCUUCCUCCAGUUUUAUUCCCGCCCCCCUCAAUCCGUCCCUCAUGGCCCCCCCGACUCACAAUCCGGACGACGAAAUGUCCCUCGUUGACGAGGACCUCCAGCUCGACGGUGAGGAGCUCCAUCUCGACGAGCUCCCUGCCAUCACUCUUGCUCCCUCUCCCGCAGCUGACGAGACCCCGGCGGCAAAAAAGGUUUGCGUGGGGGCCCCUCCGUCUGCGCCUGGCCCCUCGGCACCAGCUAACAAUGUCCCUGUGGUUUUUGCUCCCGCCCCGACCGGCGCCGCGUCUGGCUCCCCUGCGGGCGUCCGUUUCUCUGCAAUCGCUGCUCCUUCUACGCCCUCUGUUCUAAACAGGCCCCCCAGCCCGACUACCCCCCUGGCUAGCGCCUCUCAGGGAGCUGGCAUCGUCUUGACGGCCCACGCUCCUGCUCCCGCGCCGACCCGCAACCUGCGUCGUCCGAGGCCCGGCCCUGUCAUGCCCCACCACCGCCUUGCAGUUGUCUCGCUGCUCAUGCCCGAGGCGGGCGCUGACGCCAUCCGCGCCGACCUCAUCGCUCGUAUCACCGCCAUGCUGAAGCCGCACUUUUUCCGCCGCGGUUCUGUCCCAGAGUUUGAAGUUGCCACCGGCGAGGCGCUCCGGGUCCCGCGCCGUGCCUACGCACGGCUCUGCUUCUCUUGGCCGACGGAGGAGGAGGCCGAUGACUUUAAGCGACUCUUCCCCCGUUCCAUCUCUCUGAAUUCCUCCCGCUCUGUGCUUCUGAAGGUGUUUGAGGACCGUAACCCGGGCUUCACAGCUGCCAAAGCCGGGGGAGCUGCCACGCUGUCGCUCCGUAACAUUCCCCCGGGGUACACCCCGGAGGAUGUCCACGAUUUUCUGCUGAACGGUGCGGAUCCGUCCGAACCGGGCUGGCUCGCGGAUCUUCAGUUCUUUCAUCGCACGACCGAUCCGUACGAGGAGGUGUUCCUGCCCGUUUUCACCGGCAUCCCUCUCCCCCUCCCGGAUGACCCGUCGUUCUCCCGCAUCCCGGCGGUCAUCCCGUUUGAGGACGGCUCCCCUCCUGCCCUGCUCAAUGUUUCCACCCACGUGUGUGCCUUCUGCGGGAACAAGCAUCGUGACUCCGAUCACGAGACGUUCGCUUUCAAGCGCAAGCAGCGCCUGAACAACAAGGCUCAUAUCUGUGUUGCUCAGUUGCAGCAGACCAACGUCUUGCAAUCGUUUCUUUUCCCCUGGCCACUUUGCUCUGCUCUGCGAUCGACAUGCUCCGUCCUUUCGACCCCCUCCUUGCUAUCUUCUGCCCCUAUACUGCUCCCCCUUGCCCCCUCCCCCCCCCUUUCCCCCCUUGCUCUCGAGGACUUCCAUCCUCUGGUCUCUGCUGGCCUUUCCCCUGUGUCCCCCGUUGCGAACCUCUCCAACCCAUUCUCCCCUCCCCUUACAUCCCCCCCCCCUUUCAUCGCCUUCCACCGCCCCCUUCUGUACAACCCCCCUCUGCCCCCUCCCGGGCCGCCCCCCCUGUACCUCACUGCCUUACGCUUACAUGGCUUCACUGUCUCACCCUCCUUGCGCCCUUCCUCCCUCGAUUUGCCUCUUCGCUACCUCCCCUUUCCCGCCCCGUUCUCCUUGCACUUCCCCCAUGGGCCUGCCCCCUCACUUUACACCCGCAACUCCAGCCCCUCUCUGCCUCCCUCGCUCGUGAUCACCUUCUGGCCUCUGGAUUUGGCAUGCUUUCCUCCUGUGCCCCCCACUGCCCUCUCCUCCCAUGCCUCCCCUUCCCCCCCCCUCUUCGCAAUCAGGCUGCCUCUGACUCCUCAACCGCGGCCCUCCCUGACAGGCCUCUCUUUCCACACUCCCCCAAUACGCCCCUGCCCUGGCCCACGGCUCCCCUCUGUCACCUAUGCCCGCGCCUCUCCCUCACACAGGGCACCCCCGCCCUUUUGCUUUGGCUUAACUCACUUCUGUUCCCCCUCCGGGUCUGUCCCGUUUUCCUCCCCCCCUGCUUUCCCCAUGGCGGCCUUCUGGCCGCCCAUGCUUCGGCCCAUGGCCACUCUUACCUUCAUCGGCAGAACUUCAGUCCCCUCUGCCUCCCCCCAUUCUCUCUUUCUCCCCCUUGUUCCCCCCCCGCCAUCUCGCCUGCUCCCCAUCCAUACCGCCCCUCCUCUUCCCAGGCGCACACCUCCAACCUGCGCGCAGCUGCCAAGGGCCCCUGCUGCGAAGGAAAAGUACAGCAACUGGAGGGCCCUUACGUUCCUGGAUAUCCCCUAG
Closterium sp. NIES-65 is the source of this 2457-nucleotide messenger RNA. The record is from the annotation of a GenBank genome assembly. NCBI's taxonomy places the organism in Eukaryota, Viridiplantae, Streptophyta, Zygnematophyceae, Desmidiales, Closteriaceae.